Aspergillus pseudotamarii is the source of this 579-nucleotide messenger RNA. RefSeq lists its product as uncharacterized. The transcript has a single exon. The coding region runs from base 1 to 579 and encodes 192 amino acids. NCBI's taxonomy places the organism in Eukaryota, Fungi, Ascomycota, Eurotiomycetes, Eurotiales, Aspergillaceae. The record is from RefSeq and is a predicted model, not a curated record.
AUGAAGAGUCUCCUUGCUCUUGGUGCUCUGGCAGCCCUUUUCCAGUCUACCUCAUGUCUCGAAGCGGGAACUUAUACGAUCAGACCUGGUGGUGGGGUCAGUUCAAGGGCUCUGACCGACACGGGUGAUAUUAACGCCCCUCUGAAAUUUGAUAUCCCCAGGCCGCUGGCUGAAAUCCCCAACUGGCUGGGAAAUUCUCUCUCGGACGUGGUCUCGGAUGUGGUCUCGGACGUGGUCCCUGACGUGAUCGACAAAUCGGUUCAGAGAUGGUUCUUUGUGCAUAAGUACGAUGGUGACAAGUAUGCAAUGGAGGCCUAUCCCGAUCUGUUUUUCAUCACGAGCAGUCUAGGCUACAACAUCAGUUGUGGGAAUCAGGCGGGCUCUCCUUGUGUUACCGGUGACCAACCUCAAGAAGCCUACUCUGUCAGAAACACUAGUUACGGUACAUAUCAGAUCGUUGGGGAGGAGUCCGGUUAUUUCCUACGCACGCUUGGCGAUGAUGGACUGCAACGUGCCGCAGGGGACGGUAGCAUUGAAGAGGAAUUCUUCCUUGACAUGGAGCCAAAGCCAGCCUACUAG